AUGAGCUUCAACAAGCUCUCGCUCUUGCAUUGGCACUUGGUUGACGAGAUGAGCUUCCCAUAUCAGCCCCGUGGCGAUGCUGCCAACCUCGGCAAGGGUGCUUAUUCGACUUUUGAGCAAUACUCGGCCGAUGAUCUGACGUAUGUGGUCGAGUUUGCCAAAGCACGUGGCGUACGCGUCAUGUUUGAGAUUGACACGCCCGGCCACGCUGACUCGUGGAAGUACGGUUUCCCCAACGUGGUCACCGACUGUCCCAACACCAUUGCCACCUACUCGUCGACAAUCAGCAUGACUACGCUUGAUCCAAGCCAGGAAGAAACAUUCCAGGUCCUGAGCGAUCUCUUUACCGACUUGAGCAAGAUCAUCGAAGACCCCUUUAUCCACAUGGGCGGAGACGAGGUGUUCUAUGCCUGCUGGAAGGAGUCGGCGCGCGUGACGGCGUUCAUGAACAAGCAGGGCUACGACGGCAUGCUGUACACUCUGGUCAAAGCAGGCUAUCGCGCCAUCUUGGCCAAUGGCCCCAACGGCGAGUGGUACCUCAACGAUGGCUUUGGCAACGGUGACAUUUACCAGCUCUGGACGGACGUUUAUGGGCUUGAACCCUUUUCUGGGCAGGGAGAUCUGACCCCUGCUGAGGCAGCUCGUGUUCUUGGCGGCGAGGUGUCCUUGUGGAGCGAAGAGAUUCACGCAGGCAAUCUCAUGGGCAAGGCCUGGCCACGUGCAUCAGCCUUUGCCGAGCGCAUGUGGUCUUCGCAGGCCGUCAACGAUCCAUAUGAGGCCGCUCCGCGCCUGGCGCGUAUGGUAUGCAAGCUCAACGCGAUGGGCAUUGCCGCCAGCCCCAUUUCGCCGGGUAGCUGCUACCCGCGUCAGCCUUAG
Messenger RNA from Monosiga brevicollis MX1, 876 nucleotides. RefSeq lists its product as uncharacterized. Gene Ontology annotation, biological process: glycosaminoglycan metabolic process; carbohydrate metabolic process; ganglioside catabolic process. The coding region runs from base 1 to 876 and encodes 291 amino acids. The transcript is spliced from 9 exons. NCBI's taxonomy places the organism in Eukaryota, Choanoflagellata, Craspedida, Salpingoecidae. The record is from RefSeq and is a predicted model, not a curated record. Gene Ontology annotation, cellular component: membrane. Gene Ontology annotation, molecular function: beta-N-acetylhexosaminidase activity.